UAAACUAUAAGCAUUAUGACGUUAUUUAUUUAUCAUGGUUUUAAAAAGGUUGCAUGCAUUUUGUUGCAUAUGGAUAAUGGUAUUUAUAGCGGGUGAUGAUCAUGCCACACAGAAAGAGACUUGCCAAUCCUGUCACAACCAGCUCUGGCACUUCCAGUGAUCAGCUGCUGCGGUUUAUCUACAGCUAGAAUUUAGUAGCAUGUAUAACUCAAAUCUCUAUCGUAAUAACGCAAGAAGUGGGGGAUAUAGAGGAAAUACAGUAAAUCAAAGGAACAAUAUGACGGACAGCGAGCAGCAAACAAGUGAAUAUGAAUGUAAUAACUCAACCGGAACUCAAAACCCUCAGAAUCAGCCAACACAUGCUGAGGGAUACACCAAGAUACCACCAAAUGAAUCAAGACGGAGCAAACUGCAGAGGAUGGCACAGAAAGAAGAGGAGGAUUUGAGGAGAUUGCGGGAGGAGAAUCGUCCUGGUCCUAUUCAGCUGCCUCCGGAGAGACUGGGUGGCGCAGUAUCACUGGCAGAAGUUAGACAGAGACAGCAGGUGGAAGCACGGCAGUCAAAGCUGACAAAAAAGCUCAGAAAAGAGGAAAUGGAUAGAAUAAAUAGAAAGGCAGAGGAGGAGGAGAUUGAGAAGAUGAAGGCCAUACAGCGAGAGAAGGCUGAAAAACUAGAAAUGAGGAGAAAGCAGGAAGAGAAACAGAGACAGGAGAGGUAUCAGCACGAUAAGCAAAUGAAAACCAAUGAGUUUCUUCAAAGAAUUGAGAGGUCCAGCAGUACCGUUCCUAUGGCAUUGAGCAAUGCCAUACCAGCAUCACCCUGGGUUAAAAGUCAUGAGUACAGGGAUUCCAGAAGAGAGGAGGAGAAUGCAGGCCUGCGUAUGAUGAAAGAGGAGCAGAGGAAAAAGACAGAAAUGUUGGAGGAAAAACAAAAACAACAGGAGGAGGACAGGAAGAGACAGACUGAAGCUGACCAUCGGCGGUAAGGGCGCUUAAUCAUGACAAA
Messenger RNA from Pimephales promelas (fathead minnow), 1005 nucleotides. The record is from RefSeq and is a predicted model, not a curated record. NCBI's taxonomy places the organism in Eukaryota, Metazoa, Chordata, Actinopteri, Cypriniformes, Leuciscidae.